Molecule: messenger RNA, 348 nt
Organism: Eruca vesicaria subsp. sativa (arugula)
Lineage: Eukaryota; Viridiplantae; Streptophyta; Magnoliopsida; Brassicales; Brassicaceae
Source: the annotation of a GenBank genome assembly
AUGUGGGAGAAGUUUGAAGAACAAAGAAUGAAUGAUCUGAAAAACCCGAACAAGAAAGAGGAAGUCUCAAAGAGGAGAAAGAAGCAAGGAGAUGGGGAAACCGGGGAGGCUUUGGAAGCUGUUACAGCAGCAGAAACAGCAGAGCAAGCGAUUGCAAUGAGAUCACAGAUCCAUCUAUUAUGGGAGAAAAUGCUGUUUGAAAGAUCACAAGUGGAAUGCAAAAUCAGUGUAAGCGGCUGGGAGAAGAAUCUUGACUCAGCAGUUGAAAGAUUCAAGCUUGCUGAUGCUUCUGAAACUGACAUAUCGACUGUUGUCAAGAACCAUUGUUCCAACGAAGCAGCUGCAUAA